Babjeviella inositovora NRRL Y-12698 is the source of this 803-nucleotide messenger RNA. RefSeq lists its product as uncharacterized. Lineage: Eukaryota; Fungi; Ascomycota; Pichiomycetes; Serinales. The transcript has a single exon. The record is from RefSeq and is a predicted model, not a curated record. The coding region runs from base 1 to 774 and encodes 257 amino acids.
AUGCUCGCUUGGUUAAUCUUCUCUUUAGGUCUUUCUACUCCAUUUUUACUCAACCCAGACACAUCGGGGACCUUUGGUAUCCUUCCCAGUAUCAACUACAAAACACUCUCUGAAUAUUCCAUUCUAAAAGAACUUGACUCCUGGUACACAAAACAUCGAGACCCGUUACCAGAGUUCCCGGGGGGAUGGUUUGAGCCACUCUCGGGUCCAGUGCAACGCCAGUGCCUCACCAAGUCGAAGUUGGACUUUGUUAUUAAGGAAAUACAGUACAUCAAGACAAGCUAUGCGGCCAGUGAGUGCUGUGUAAAUAAGCGGUUUCCGAAGCAAAGCAUGAUAUCGAGCGUGGGGGUGACUCCUUACCCCAAUAUUCACGAGAUGAUAAACUUAAAGUCGGAUCCCCUUUUGGUGCAGCUCGAGCGGAAUAUUAUCAACUCGGUCUACCGACACCAGAAGGGCUCUUUGAUGGCCGAUUCUGAAGUCACGGGCGUGAAAUCAGAUUGUAAGGAUACCAUGACGUUCUACAACUUUCUGAACUUGGAUUACGGGCUACGAUGCACAGUAGACUACUUUGAUAUCAUGCAAGUAUUGUUGAAGCAAACCGGGCUAAAGGUUAUAAUGGAACGAAAGUUUUACAUUGAUGAGAACUGUGGGCUAGGAGUGAAUAACCUGGAGGCAGUAGAGAUAAUAGAGAUGACCAUUCCAAUCGAAGGGGAAUUGGUGUGCCAUAAAGGAAGGAGCAAGACAUGUAAACGGGAUGACGCAGUAUCCGUCUGAGCAUAUGGGAAAGCAAGUUUUGCUGAAAC